UAUAUUUAUACGCAAUGUGCUUCAAUAUCUCAUUAGUAUUCCGAACGUUGCCAAACAUGGACUACAAGGUUGGACUUCUGGUGUAUAUCACCCUUCUGAUUGGAAGCUUUGCCUUGCCAACGCCCGAAGAUGACUUGUCCAGGUUCUUCGACCACACCGAUGACGCCAACGCUCGUAUCAUUGGAGGUACUGAAGUGGCAGCUGGCAGACACCCUCACAUGGCGGCUCUGUUCGCAGGAAUACAUGGGAAGAUCUUCAUCUGCGGGGGAUCACUGGUCACAAAACGCACUGUUCUCACUGCUGCAAUUUGUGUUAAUGUUAUCUACUCCAACUCAAUCAUUCCGUCUGCGCGGGUGGCUGUCGGCUCAAACCGCUGGGACAGAGGUACCGAGUACACUUUACUUCGGAACGUAUCUCAUCCUGACUUCGAAAUAUAUAAACGCAAGAAUGACAUCAGUGUCCUCAUCACCUCCACCGACGUGGUGCUCAGCAGCCUGGUGCAGCCGGUGGCCCUCACUUAUGACUUCGUUGGUGGAGGAGUGCCGGCUAUAGUUGCUGGAUGGGGUUCUACUACCGAUGACAUUGGCGGUGCUUUACUUCGUGCCGACAACGGCCAGCAGUUCGGUAUCGUGUCCUGGGGCUUCCCAUGCGCUUUCGGUUACCCCGAUGUGUACGUCAGGAUCAGCGCUUACGAGAGCUGGUUGAAAUCCGUGAUUGUUUAAAAACCUUAAUGACACCAUUUUAGUGA
This is a messenger RNA of Spodoptera litura, 748 nucleotides long. RefSeq names its product chymotrypsin-1-like. Lineage: Eukaryota; Metazoa; Arthropoda; Insecta; Lepidoptera; Noctuidae. Gene Ontology annotation, molecular function: serine-type endopeptidase activity. The record is from RefSeq and is a predicted model, not a curated record. Gene Ontology annotation, biological process: proteolysis.